This is a messenger RNA of Tetrahymena thermophila SB210, 1131 nucleotides long. RefSeq lists its product as hypothetical. Lineage: Eukaryota; Ciliophora; Oligohymenophorea; Hymenostomatida; Tetrahymenidae. The record is from RefSeq and is a predicted model, not a curated record. The transcript is spliced from 9 exons.
AUGGACAAAGAAUCAAUUUUAGAUAGGAAAAUCAGGGAAUAGAGAUUUCCUAAAUGUUUUAAGGGUGAUUACCACGAUUUUUAGGAUACGAUGUGUAUUGAUGAAAGGUGUGAAGAUUGUACGUUUGAGCCAAUGUGCUCUUUUUGUGUAUAGAAAAACCUUCACAGGAAACCUUACCAUAAUUCUAAAUUAAUUAAACCAUUUAUUAUAGAGUUAUUGUAAUUUUUAAAAAAUGAAGAUAAUUUGAAGCUCAAAUCAUAGGCAAUAGCUGAAGACUAGGCUGAAUAAAUUUUUAAAAUAGAUAAUUUAUAUAAAAAUUUGGCAAAACAAUUUUAAAGAAAAGGAUAACAGUGUUAUGACAUAGCUAAAUAAUUAUUAAAUAAUCUGGACAUUUAUCACGAAUUAAGAGAGGAUUUUACAUAAUAAAAAACAUAAGCAAUAGAAAUAAUAGAAAAAAUAGCAUCUAAGGAUCUAGAUUCCUUCACUCUUUAAAAUAGCUUAAAAAAGUUAUCUAAAAUAGUUACAAUUAAGAAUAAUAAUUUAUAAAUAAACAUUUAAUCUAUUAUUAAUUCAAUUUAAGAUUUGUAAAAAUAGGCUGAGAUAUAUGCAAAUGUGUAUUCGGACGCUCUCAAUAGAUUUGAUGUUUAAAUUAAAUUUGAUUAACUCUAUCAACACUCUUAUUCAACAACCAUAGCUGAUAAUUAUCAAGAGUAGAGAAUUAGAAAUAAAAAAGCUAAUAUUACUGAAUUCGACAGGAUCAAAACAGAAAUAGGAAGAAGUAAAGAAGAUUAGCAAGAAUUAGUUGAUUUCACAUGGAUGGCAAUAAAAAAUUUAAAACAAAGAAUUUUUGAAAAGAUUUUAAAAACAAAAGAUUUAGCAAUAGAGUAAGCCAAUUCAAAGGGAAAUCAUAUGAACUCAAAGUUUUAUGUAAAUUAAUUUAACCAAUUGCUAAAGCAGAUGACAAUUUAUUUAUUCUUUUUUAUAGUGGAAAUCAGUAAGAUAUUCUUAAAAAAAAAAAGAAAAAUUAUUAAAGAUCUAUAAAUAAAUAAUUUAGUGGGAAGAUGUAAUUUGAUUAAUUCAUUUAAGAAAAUAUAUAAAAAGCUCUUAAUUAAUUUUUAAAAAGAUGAUUGA